GCCCAACUCUUUCUCCUUCUCUUUGCAUCAUUUCUCGUUCUUCUUUCAUCAACGUCUGGAAUCCGAUUGCAAACCGAGGAUUCUGACGUCUUACAGCAGGUUCGAGCAGGUGCGGUGUCCACUGCCGAUCUCCUCUCCGACGAUGACCGCUCCGUCGCUGCUGAUUCUUGGUCCAUCAAGAGUGAGUAUGGCAGCAGCAUCCUUGACGAUGACCAGCGCCAUGCCGACGCCGCUGAAGAUCUUUCCAACGCUAACUUACCAGCCGCCUCGGAUUACAGUUCGGACAAAGAUGAACUUGAUGCUGAGCCAGUAACAUCAAUGCUAGGAUUUCAGAGUUAUUGGGAUUCUGCAUACGCAGAUGAGCUUGCCAAUUUUCGGGAACAUGGCCAUGCCGGAGAAGUUUGGUUUGGAGCUGAUGUGAUGGAAACAGUUGCAUCUUGGACAAAAAACUUAUGCAUUAACAUUUCUCAAGGUCACAUGCUGAAUCAUGCUCACAAUGUCAGGGCUGAGCCUGCUGAACAAGGAAAUCAGCAUUUGGCUAGUUGGAGUGUACUUGACAUUGGGACUGGAAAUGGGCUGCUUCUCCAAGAAUUAGCUAAGCAAGGGUUCUCUGAUUUAACUGGCACAGACUAUAGUGAAGGGGCCAUCAGGCUUGCUCAAAGUCUUGCUAAUCGUGAUGGAUUUUCCAGCAUUAAGUUUUUGGUUGAUGACGUCCUUGAGACAAAGUUAAGACAAAAGUAUCAACUUGUCUUGGAUAAAGGGACUCUAGACGCUAUUGGAUUGCAUCCUGAUGGUCCUGUCAAGAGAAUGAUGUAUUGGGAUUCCGUGUCAAAAUUGGUCGCUCCUGGUGGAUUACUCGUGAUCACAUCAUGUAACAGUACAAUGGAUGAGUUGGUGCAGGAAGUGGAAAGUUUUAACCAAAGAGUUUCUAAUGCACAAGAACUCGAGACAUUAAAUGACCGAGAAUCAUGCAGGGAGCAUCCAUUUCGAUAUCUAAAUCACGGCCGUUCAUACCCAACAUUCACGUUUGGCGGAUCUGUUGGUUCCCGUGUGGCCACUGUGGCGUUCCUCAGGAACUGAAAGAAUCUUACAUGUCACGGUUAGGAUUUUGGUUACAUGUGUUUAUCUUCCUGGUAGUGCGCGCGCGUGGCUUGGAGGAUGAUCCUAGUUUUUCAUGUUUUGUUUUGGACAAUGAUUUGUCCUAGUGACCUUAGGAGAGUUCUUGUCAAGCGGGCUUUAUGUACGUAUGUAUGUAUGUAUAAACUGGGUUCUCAUCAGGGCAAUGGUCCAAUAGAAAUAUAGAAUUGAUACUCAGUGCUACCAUUGUCAAUACAAGAAGGGCACAUGAGAAUUUAAUGAAGAUAUUUUAUUAUAACAUUUAUUCUUAUGCAAGAGAAAAAGUGAAGACAAUGAUAGAAGUCCUACUCGCUUAAUUAUGAAGAAUUUGGUAUAAAUUAGAUGUUUUAUAGGGAUGUAAUCAUGUAUUUAAGGAGUGACAGAAA
This is a messenger RNA of Prosopis cineraria, 1502 nucleotides long. RefSeq lists its product as uncharacterized. The annotation marks the transcript as partial. The record is from RefSeq and is a predicted model, not a curated record. Gene Ontology annotation, molecular function: protein-lysine N-methyltransferase activity. The transcript has 7 exons. Lineage: Eukaryota; Viridiplantae; Streptophyta; Magnoliopsida; Fabales; Fabaceae. Gene Ontology annotation, biological process: peptidyl-lysine dimethylation; peptidyl-lysine monomethylation. Gene Ontology annotation, cellular component: cytoplasm.